Tetrahymena thermophila SB210 is the source of this 1728-nucleotide messenger RNA. RefSeq lists its product as hypothetical. The transcript is spliced from 11 exons. NCBI's taxonomy places the organism in Eukaryota, Ciliophora, Oligohymenophorea, Hymenostomatida, Tetrahymenidae. The record is from RefSeq and is a predicted model, not a curated record.
AAAAUUUUAAAUUUACUUAAAAGAAUUUAAAAAUUGCAUAUUUUUUAUUUAUAAAUGAAUACUGAUAUGAAAUAGAAAAUUUAAAGCCCAACAAGCAAGUUAACAAAUAAAUAGCAAGCCUAAGAAUUAGCAAAAUCAGAAUAAUAAAUUGGCUAAGUGACUUAAGCUUCUGAUAAGAUCUAAAAUUAGAAUAUCAACAUUACUAAUAAUUCAUAAUAAUUUAAUUCAAACCAUUUUGAUGGUUUUCCACAAUCUUUUCAGAUCGAAGAGGUUUCCUCUAUUUAAAAUGAUUAUAACAGCUAAAAUUUUAUGACCAACUAAGUAUCGCCAGACAAAUUAAAUAAGAUUUUGAAAUAAAAUGAAGCUCCUAAUAAAAAUAUCUUGUCUCCUCGUUUGAAAACUUAAGAAGGUAAAGAAUCUAGUAGGCUUAAUACUCAAAAUAGUCAAAAGGAAGCAAAAAAUUCAUAACCAGCAAUAGGAAGUCAAGCUUCAACUAUAGAAAAUAAGCUUAAAAAAAGUUUAGAAUUAGUUUAAAAAGAAAAAUUAUAGCUUCAAGAAAAUUUAAUAUAAGCAAACGAUCAGUAAACUACAUAUAAAAUAGAGAUAUUUAACUUGAAAAAAUAAAUCAAUAAAUUAGAGUAGCAAGUUAAAGGACUAAAUGUUGUAAUUUCAUAACUUAACGAUACAAUUAAAGAGAAAGAGGAUUCAUUUAAAAAAUAAAAUACAUACGUUAAAUAGCUUGAAAAUUAAAUAUUAAAAGGAUCAAACUCAAAAAAUAGUAUUGAUAUUCACAAGAAAAAUGAAGAAAAAAUAGAAUAACUUAAAAAAAAAAAUGAUGAACUUAUGAAAGAAUUACUGCAAUUUAAAAAUUAAGAUAUUAUCAAUAGUAAAGAGAUAGAAUUUCUAAAAACAAGCUUGGAAUAGUAGCAAUAACAAUCACAAUAAACUGAGUAAGCAGAAGAAUCAAAUGUUAAACAAGAUUUUAUGGAAGAGUUAAUUGAAUUAAAGCAAGAACUAAAAAGAAUGAAAUCUGAUAAAGAAAAGUUUAUGCUUGAAUUAGAGGACUGUGAAGCAAUAAAUUAAAGUUUAUAUAAAGCAAAUGAAGCACUUUAAAUUUAAUUGCAAAAUUUAAAAAUGGAAGCUGAAUAAUACUAGGAAGCUCUUGAUAAAGUUUAAUAAGAUAAUAAAAUUUUGAUGUCAGAAAAAGAUUAGUUUUUGUAAAGACAUGAGGGGCUAAUGGAUGAAAAUUAGUAAAUAAAAAAGUUAAUUGAAACUAAUUCAUAGUAAAAAGAAGAGGAUUUGUAAAGAAUAAGAGAAUUAAAUAAAUAUAUAGAUGAAAUAAAUGAGUAAUUUCAAAAUAGAUAGGAGUAAUGGCUUUUAGAGUAAUAAAAUUAUGAAAAUUAAAUCAUUUCGUACACCAAAUAUUAGGAAGAAAAAGAUGACCAAUUAAAUUAAUUGAGAAAUUUAAUUGAAAGGAUGUAAAAAGAAUUCUAGGAUAAAUAUUAGGAGGUUUCUCUUAAAUAUGUAAAGAUGUAAAAAAUAAAUACAAAGUUGUUUGAAAUGUUAGAUAUGUGUGAAGGACUUUUGGAUGAAAAUUUCGAGAAAGCCCUAGAAGAAACAUUGGGUUCGAUGCAAUCUAAAAAACAAAUGAAAAAAGAUAUAACAUAAAUAGUUGAAUCAUGUGCAAAAAAUUUGGCUCAUAAUAACAAUAAUUAAUCUAAUAAAUGA